AUGCCAACCAUGGCCCACCUCCCACGGUUCAGGCGGGCCAAAAAGGAGCUGCCUGCUGGUCCCCCGCUGAUAACCAACGGUCUUGCUGGACCUAGCAGCAGCAACAACAACUCGACGACUGAUCCAACCGGAAAGAUCACCCCUCCACCUGGCGAUCUUCCUCUGCCGGUGCCCGAGUCGCCGCUGAGACCGUUUGGCGGGAAGCUCAGCCCUUUUAGUCGGGUUUUCCACCGGUCGCAGAAGCGGGCGCGCGAUUCGCCUCCCGCGUCGAUGCCGCAUUCACCUUUGGCGACUGCGCCGGUUGCUGGUUCGGUUGAUGGCAGGCCGGUGUCGCCUUUGAGUUUGAAGAUGGAUACGAGUGGGCUACAGACGGCUGGGGAGAAUAAUGGGGAGACUGGACAGCAGUUGCUGCAGGUACCACAACAACAACAACAACAACAACAACAACAACUGAAGGAGAAGCCAUCAUCAUCAUCAUCAUCAUCAUCAUCAUCAUCAUCAUCAUCCUCAUUGUUGCGAGUACCAAAGCAGGUGAAGAUGCCCGCGUUUCUGGAAUCAAACGAGAUAGACAUCGAAUUCAAAUUCGGCGAACUGGUCUGGCUCGAAAGAAUGCGCAUCCAACAAGGCCUCGAAAACGAAAACUCGUCCAGCUUCUCCCCCGACUUCCGCUGGGCUCGCGUAAAAGGGCCCCAUCUCCGAAAACUGGACAGGUACAUGAACAUCCAACCCUGGCACAACCACCGGAUCAAGCUCCAGGUCCCAGAAGGAAAACUCGACUACGUCAACGCCUCCCCCAUCGUCCUGCACCCUUUCCCCAUCAGCGGCCGGCCGAGAGAACCAGACCGGUACAUCGCCAUGCAGGGUCCAAAGCAAAACUCGAUGGACCACGUCUGGAGGAUGGUGGUGGAACAGGUCGAAUCGCCGGGUGUGAUUGUCAUGUUGACCGAGACGCACGAGGGGCACAUGGAGAAGUGUUUUCCUUACUUUCCACGGAGCCAGGAAGACCCCCCGCUUGAGAUCAACGAGAGGGAUGAGUUUGGGGAUGGGUUCAGGGCGACGGUCCGGUGCGACGGGUUGGAGCCCACCCCGGCAGGGGACGCGAUUGAGCUACGCAAGCUGGUCAUUACAAUCCAUUCCCGCGGCGGCGGCGGCGGCGGCGGGGGACAAAACAGGAAGAAAUCCCGCUCUCCGGUCCGGCUUUUCACCAACGGACGGGAUAAAACUCCUGAACCGAGCUCUGCGGCGACGAGGGAAACGGAGAGGGACGCGGAUAUGGACGUCAAGAUGAAGUCUCCUGGUGCUGCCACCUCGUCGUCUGGCACGCUCGAGGUUCCUGUUUUGGAGGAGGAUUAUGUCCCCUCACCUACUGAAUCGAGUGCGUCGAGUGGUGGUGGGGUGGGGGGGGCAGUUGAGGAGAAGAUUCUCUGGCACUUUCUCUAUAAAAAGUGGCCGGAUUUUGGCGUCCCGGCGAUGGAGGACUUGGACUCGUUUUUUACGCUGAUGGGCUUGUCGAGGGAGAAGAAUGCGGGGCCGCAUAAUCCGAGGAUUGUGCACUGCUCUGCUGGGGUGGGGAGGUCGGGGACGUUUAUCGCGCUGGAGCAUUUGAUGAGGGAGUUGGAGGCUGGGGUGUUGGAGCAAUGGGAUGAGAUGGUUGCUGCUGCGAACAACUUAGGAAGGGGUGUUGGGAACUGCGUCCACUCAUCAGCUACGGUGAAUCAGUUGAGGGAGCAGAGGAAGAUGAUGGUGCAGGCGGAGGGGCAGUAUCAGUUUAUUUAUGGGGUGCUGAGGAAGUUGUGGGUGGAGAGGUAUGGCGGUGGUGGUGGUGGUGGUGGAGAGGUUGUUGCUGGGUUGAGAGGGGGGGAGGGACAGGGACGAGAAGAGGAGGUAGAGGUGGAGGAGGUGAAAGAUGAUCAUAGGGAGGGGGAGCCGGCGAAGAAGAGGGUGGAGGUUGAGUUUGAGAAGAGUGAGGGGAGGGAUCCUUUUGCUUGA
Podospora anserina S mat+ is the source of this 1989-nucleotide messenger RNA. RefSeq lists its product as uncharacterized. Gene Ontology annotation, molecular function: protein tyrosine phosphatase activity. Bases 1 to 1989 code for a protein of 662 amino acids. The transcript has 3 exons. Gene Ontology annotation, biological process: protein dephosphorylation. The record is from RefSeq and is a predicted model, not a curated record. Lineage: Eukaryota; Fungi; Ascomycota; Sordariomycetes; Sordariales; Podosporaceae.